Molecule: messenger RNA, 3436 nt
Organism: Quercus robur (English oak)
Lineage: Eukaryota; Viridiplantae; Streptophyta; Magnoliopsida; Fagales; Fagaceae
Product: pentatricopeptide repeat-containing protein At4g19440, chloroplastic
Exons: 5
Coding region: 330-2861 (843 amino acids)
Molecular function (GO): protein binding
Source: RefSeq, a predicted model, not a curated record
AUACUCUCUCUCUCUCUCUUAAAAAUACAUAGCUAAAUCCCUUUUCUGUCCAUUCACAGGUUCAUGAGUUUUGCAUUUGCUAAAGAGUAAACCUUUUUUUAGCCGAUUUAAACCCACCCAGCAAUCACAAGCAAAACCCAGCCAAAGCCAUUAUCGUCGCUAACUCGCCUCCACCACCACCAAACAGCCACAAACACAUAGAUUAACAAACAUGUCCCACAUACAAAUCGACGGACAAUCUUGGUCUUCGUUGCUUUUCGGGCUUUGGUUUCAGAGAGCUUGAAGGUGUUCUCAUUUACUGAUCGAUUGAUUGAAUCUAGUAUUAUCGAAUGGAUUUGAGGAGGCUUUGCACUAUCACCAAACCCACCCCAAUCUUCUACCCCAUCACCCGCCCUUUAACCUGCGUGACCUCUUCAGCCUCCCACAACAACCAAAACCAGCACCAGCCUCAGCCUCAGCCUCAGCCGCCAUUAGAGCUCGAGAGCUAUCCACCAAAGCCUCCCAAUCAGACUUUGCUCAACUGGGUAUCUUCUAUUCUCUCAAACCCAUCUCUAGAUUCUUCUAAAUGUAAAUCCCUCAUACCCCAUUUGUCCCCUCACCACUUUGAUACUAUUUUAUUCUCUGUAGCUCUUAUUAACUCCAAUGCCAACCCCAAAACCACUCUCAAUUUCUUUUAUUUUGCGUCUCAAUCUUUUAACUUUCGCUUUACUUUGAGAUCUUAUUGCAUUUUGAUUCGUUUGCUUAUUCUAUCCAACUUGGUUUCGCCUGCAAGAUUGCUUUUGAUUCGUUUGAUUGAUGGGAAAAUGCCUGUUUUAUCCUAUGCUAACACAAAGAACCUACAUAUUGAGAUUGCCACUGUGAUGGCAGAUUUUAACUCGACCACGACGCCCCAGCGGGCUCUUGGGGUUCAGGUCUCGGAUUUGCUGGUACAUGUUUAUUGUACCCAGUUUAAAAAUCUGGAUUUUGGUGUUGAUGUGUUUUGCUUAUUGGCUAGAAAGGGUAUGUUUCCGUCUUUGAAAACUUGCAAUUUUUUGUUGAGUUCUUUGGUGAAGGCAAAUGAGCUUUCAAAGAGCUAUGAAGUGUUUGAAAUGACUUGUCAAGGAGUUUCUCCUGAUGUUUACUUGUUUAGUACUGCAAUUAAUGCGUUUUGUAAGGGUGGGAAGGUUGAGGAUGGGAUUGGGUUGUUCUUGAAAAUGGAGGAGGUGGGUAUUGUUCCAAAUGUUGUUACAUACAAUAGUAUUAUUCACGGGCUAUGUAAGAAUGGGAGAUUAGAUGAAGCAUUCCACUUCAAAGAAAGGAUGCUAAGAAACAAUGUGAAACCUAGUCUUAUAACAUAUAGUGUACUUAUUAAUGGUUUCGUGAGGCUGGAGAAAUUUGAUGAAGCGAAUCGUGUUUUGAAAGAAAUGUUGGACAAGGGUUUUGUCCCGAAUGAGAUUGUAUAUAACACACUGAUUGAUGGGUAUUGUAAAUCAGGAAAUAUUAGUGAGGCACUGAAGAUAAGGGGUGAUAUGGUAAGUAAGGGGAUAAUGCCUAAUUCUGUCACUCUUAAUUCUCUUACACAGGGUUUUUGCAAGAGUAAUGAAAUAGAACGUGCUGAGCAUAUUUUAGGGGAAAUGUUAUUAAGAGGGUUAAAUGUAAGCCAGGUUACUUAUACGGCAGUCAUAAAGGGAUUAUGUAUGAAGGCUAGGCUUGAGUCUGCACUACAAUUCACUGAGGAGAUGCUAACAAGAAACCUCAGACCCAGUGAUGGGUUGCUCACCACAUUGGUUGUUGAACUUUGUAAGGAUGGAAAGCAUUCAGAAGCAGUAGAACUUUGGUUUAGGCUAUUGAAUAAAGGUUUGGCAGCCAAUACAGUGACCUCAAAUGCUCUAAUUCAUGGACUUUGUGAAGCGGGAAACAUGCAAGAGGCUGUUAAACUGCUCAAGGAGAUGCUGGAGAGGGGUUUGGUAUUGGAUAGGAUCACAUAUAACACACUUAUCUUGGGGUGUUGCAAACAGGGGAAAGUGGAGGAUGCUUUUAAGCUUAGGGAGGAGAUGGCUAAGAGACAAAUUCCACCAGACACCCAUACUUACAAUUUGCUAAUACAUGGGUUGUGUAACAUGGGUAAAGUGGAUGAUGCAGUAAAGCUUUGGGAUGACUGCAAUAGAAAUGGUAUGGUUCCCAAUGUGUAUACAUAUGGGGUCAUGAUAGAUGGAUAUUGUAAGGCGAAUAGAAUUGAAGAGGGUGAAAACCUAUUCAAUGAGUUGGUUAAUAAAAACAUGGAGCUAAAUAUUAUUGUUUAUAAUACACUAAUAAGAGCAUACUGUAGAAAUGGGAAUAUGACUGCUGCAUUUAAACUUCGUGAUGACAUGAAAAGCAAGGGCAUUCCACCUACUUGUAACACAUAUUCUUCUCUUAUACAUGGAAUGUGCAAUAUUGGUUGUAUUGAGGAUGCAAAAGGCCUUCUUGAUGAAAUGAGAAAGGAAGGUUUGCUGCCAAAUGUCGUUUGUUAUACUGCACUAAUUGGUGGUUAUUGUAAGCUUGGUCUGAUGGAUAAAGUUCAGAGUGUCUUGCUGGAAAUGUCUUCGUGUAACAUACAUCCUAAUAAAAUUACCUACACUGUCAUGAUUGAUGGGUAUUGUAAAUUGGGCAAAACAAAAGAAGCAACUAAGCUUUUACAUGAUAUGGUAGAAAGGGGAAUUCUCCCUGAUGCUGUCACAUAUAAUGCCUUGACAAAUGGGUUUUGCAAAGAAAGGAAGAUAGAUGAAGCAUUUGAAGUGUGCAAUCAAAUGUCCAAUGGAGGAGUAUCUUUAGAUGAAAUUACAUAUACCACAUUGAUUCAUAAUUGGCCUCAGCCCUCAACAAUUGCAAAUCAAGACUAAUCAUGAAAUCUGAAGAGCCCAUGUUCUGUUAGGUUAUUUUAUUUUUCUCUUAGGGUAGCUGAUUGUAAACCAUGGAACAGUCGUUGGUAACCUUCCCUUUGAGAUUCAAGUAUGAUCAUGGAACUUCUGCAGCCUCCUAUGCUCUCCGCAAUAUUGCUGUUGGUUAUCUAUAGGAGUGUUUGCCUUUAUCUUGGACCAGAUUGAUAAUCAGCAGAAGAAACAAUAUCUUCUGCUUCACUUUGAAGGAGGUCAUAUUAAGACAAUCAGAUAAAGCAGAAUACCAGGAUUCUGGUGAUGAGAAGAUUCUUAAAUUACUAUUUAACCACUUUGAAAGUGAGGAAGAAGGUGUCAGUAAUGUUGAAACAGAGCGACUAGGGAAAAUUGCACUUAUUGAACCUGAAAAACUUGUUACUGCACUUAAGGGGCUAAUGUGAAAACGAUUCCAAAUCGGUACUUGUUGAUUGAUACUAGUGGAGGCUUGAAUCAACAAAGAACAGGGAUUACAGAUGCUGUUGUUGCAGCUUACAUAUUGAAUGCUACUCUUGUUGUUCCCCAACUGGAUCAGAAAUCUUUUU